Mobula hypostoma (lesser devil ray) is the source of this 1775-nucleotide messenger RNA. RefSeq lists its product as uncharacterized. The record is from RefSeq and is a predicted model, not a curated record. The coding region runs from base 502 to 1764 and encodes 420 amino acids. NCBI's taxonomy places the organism in Eukaryota, Metazoa, Chordata, Chondrichthyes, Myliobatiformes, Myliobatidae. The transcript is spliced from 8 exons.
ACGACAGUUCACUCGGUCAUUCUCUCUGAAAUGCAAGAAACGUUAAGAAGUCAGGCUACUUCCCGGUCGCUGUUUGGUUAAAUUAAAAACAUAUGAACGUGUUUUAUUUCAUCGGCAGAGAGUAACGCAGGGUAGCUAGGGAAGCAGCGAAACAAGGAGGGGCGUUGUGAUCAACGUGCAUGGAGCGUCCAUCAUUUGGAAUAAUACUUGCAUUUGCAGAUUGGUUUUAACUUUUUGGGGAAACUAUCUCGGCCUAUUCGAAAUACAGCUCUAUUUAAUUCCGCGUCGCUGAUUUCAUCAGACAAACAGUAAUACCAUCGCAGUUACAGAAAGCUUUCCAACUUUGCCAAGUCUACAUUUCCACAAUUGUAUUACAGCUACUGGCCCGAUAAUACCCACGCCUCCUAAAGCAGUUGAAGGUUAUGACAACCAAAUAAAAAUGCGUGAACAAGGCGAUCCAGAACCCGACGCAGGCAAUGAUACUGGAAAGGGUUUCGCAAAAUGGCGACAGAGUGUAACACUGAAAUAAAAGAACAACGUCCCAGCGGAAAUGAAUCUGACAGAAAAAAACUACAAAAUAUAAAAAGUGAAGAACAUACUGCAGACAAGGCGGAAGCAAGACCUGUCGAAGAUAGGCACAACGCUGGGAAAGAAAAUGAAACGAACGUUAGAGAAAAAUCUAGCAAAGAUCCUGCAGUAAGCGUACAGGAGGUUGAUCUCGGCGCAUCGGAGGAUAGAAGAAAGAUAGAGGGGUCUGGUUGGGACAUGGCAGAAUCUCCUACAAUGUCUGAUGGCCAUGACAAAGACGGCAAACGCGACAUAAACGGGAGGACCAAAUCUAACAGUGACAAUUUCGGCCAAGGCGAUGGGAGGAGAUCCGACAAUUUCUGCAGCCCCUCUUCUGGAAAGGUGGUCAGCAGAAUCGAUAUGAAGGAUGAAGGUCGAACACUAAAGACAGAUGCAUCUUGUGAGAAUACACCCACAAUUGGAAAGUCAUCAGUGAAAUGGUGCCAAAACAUCUGGAUCCCUGAUGCCUUCGAAAUCUCAUUGAUAGUGAGAACAAUUGCUGUAUCUUUGGGGAUUAUCUACCGGUUCAGAGGAAGAUGUUUUCGGCCAGGUUAUGAACGAGGUAAAGGUGAAAAUGACACCCCUUCUGGACAAGAGUUCAGACGACCCGACAUAACGGAUACUGGACGACGGCAAACAUAUCUGGGCAGAUUUGCUUCGAGUAGAUCUGCACGUGAAUAUCGUCCUGGUAAAAUUAUACACAUUUUGGCAAGUUAUAAUGACCUCCAGCUGUCCAGACUUGUGAGUAAGCACCGCGAGCAACUGGAAUCGGCAAUUAAAGAUAUCGUGGAGAACAUUAGCGAGAAGCUCGUCAAUGAACAGCGGAUGAGAGAAUUAAACCUUCAGGAAAUAAAUAAUUUGACCAGGAAGAACCAACGGCUGAAAGCUUCGCAACUACUUUUGAAAUCAGUACUUCACGGAAACAUUUGGGACUGUAGAAUAUUUUUGAACAUACUUACCAAAAUGCAGGUGAACCUACAAUGUCUGAUUACGUCUAUGACGCAGGAUGAUGAGGAAGGUGUGAUUCUUCAGUACAGAUAUAAUCUCCGAGUUCAGAGUAGGAAUAUGAAAAUGCCCACGUUACGUUUAAUUUCUGACGUCUAUACUAACCAAAGAAUUACGAUGACACACUCUCUGUCUGAGGAUGCAACCGAAGGAAGAGAUAAUCACGUUCGAGAAGUUGAGAUCCACGAAUGACUGAAAAAAAG